AUGCUAGGUGUAUCCUGUUUCACACAAGCAAGGGAUGAGAUCCGAAGCUCCGAUCUACGUCAGCGAUCAAAAAUCAAAGAUGCCGUUCUGUACGCUAAGCAAUCAAAGAUAAGGUGGGCCAGACACCUAAUGCGUAUGAACGACAACCGAUGGACAAGAGGCGUUAGUUAUUGGAUUCCUGAGGAUGUCAAACGUACUGCAGGAAGACCACCGACCCGAUGCUCAGAGCUCUUCACAAAGAGUCUUGAAGAAGGAUAUGAUGCUCGACGAGUUCCUAGAGCGAGAAGAACACACUGGGCUACUCUUGCACGCGACAGGGGAAAAUGGAAGAGCUCGCUGGAGGAGGUCGAUUCACUCGGCGACCAACGGGACUACAGGUGA
Molecule: messenger RNA, 381 nt
Organism: Angiostrongylus costaricensis
Lineage: Eukaryota; Metazoa; Nematoda; Chromadorea; Rhabditida; Metastrongylidae
Source: the annotation of a GenBank genome assembly